AUGAUCUCCAUCGGACUGAGACUUGGAGAAGAGGUGGAGCGCACACUGGACUCGCUAGUUGCUCAGGAGCUUUUGUUCUUGAACCACGAGACACGGAAAGCAUCUGAAUCGGCUCAGAGGACGUUGUCAGGCGAGUUAUUUUUCAAUAACAACAGCAAGCACAAGAGAUCAAGCUCCGUACGCACGAGUGAGACUGUGGCAGAGCGGCGCUACUCGCGGCAGCCGUCCUAUCGAUCCCUAUCACCUGAGCAGCAGCACCUCGCUCUGGUGGAAAACACACUUAAGCUGCUGUUCCAGUGCGAGUAUCUUGCUCUGAUGGAGUACGUCGAGUGCGCAGUUCCAGUUCUGUACGGCAUUUAUCUGUCGGUCUUGUGCCAGCUGCAGAACCGACAGUACUACCCACAGGUCCAGGGUAUGACGCCCGAUCAGCUCGAGGCAAUGCUGACGACCAUGGCGGUGUACGUGGCGCUGGAGAUUUCCUCCUUUAUAGCGAUGCACGUCCUUCUCGAGCGCAAAUUCAAGCUGGCGGCGCUGUUCCAUGUGGCGUUUGUACUGGAGACACACGCCAGCCAAGUCCAAAGCCGCCUGUUCGUCUGGAUCGUAUUCAUCCUGCAGCUCGCGCUGCAGCACUACGGCGUGGACUUCACCUGCCGCUUCACCUGGGUGUCUUAG
This is a messenger RNA of Phytophthora sojae, 672 nucleotides long. RefSeq lists its product as hypothetical. The transcript has a single exon. The record is from RefSeq and is a predicted model, not a curated record. NCBI's taxonomy places the organism in Eukaryota, Oomycota, Peronosporomycetes, Peronosporales, Peronosporaceae. The coding region runs from base 1 to 672 and encodes 223 amino acids.